Molecule: messenger RNA, 1173 nt
Organism: Humulus lupulus (European hop)
Lineage: Eukaryota; Viridiplantae; Streptophyta; Magnoliopsida; Rosales; Cannabaceae
Product: transcription factor bHLH147-like
Exons: 1
Coding region: 335-988 (217 amino acids)
Biological process (GO): regulation of DNA-templated transcription
Molecular function (GO): protein dimerization activity
Source: RefSeq, a predicted model, not a curated record
CAUUCUCUCUCCAAGUCGCUCUCUCUCUCCUCCUCGACUCGACCAACUCCGUUCCGUUCAACCCCUUCCUUUCUCUUCAAACCCCCACAACCCAAUUCAUUCCAUUCCCUCCUCUUUCCCUUUCUCCCCAUAAUUCCACUCCAUUUCAAUUUUCAUUUCUCAAACUUUUCCCCAUUUUUAUUCAGUAUACCCAAACAACAAUUCCAAUAAAAAUCGAUUCUUUUUUUUUUGGGGGAUUUCGUAUCGAUUCCAAAUAAUCGAUUUUUAUUUAUUUACAGGAAUCAAAAUCGUAAUCGGGAAUCGAUAUCGGAUCGGGUUGAGUUGAGUUGAGUUGAUGGCGUCACCGUCUCUGAUUUCGAAUCCCGUAACCACUGAUCGAGCAAGGGACUCAUCCAGAAAGAAAAAGAAGAAGAAAAUCCAACCGUCAUCCAAACACGGCCUUAAUCAACCCCAAGAUCAUGCCAGGUGGAAAUCCGAAGCCCAACAACAAAUCUACUCCUCCAAACUCCUUCAGGCCUUAAGCCACGUCAGCAUCCACGAACCGUCGCCGACGACUCCUCCGCCGCCGCGCCGGGGCCGUGCCGUCCGUGAGGCCGCGGACAGAGUCCUGGCUGUUGCCGCCAAGGGCCGGACUCGGUGGAGUCGGGCCAUUCUCACGAACCGGUUAAAGCUCAAGUUUAGAAAACAUAAGAAGCAGAGGCUACCGACCCCGGCGGCGGUGUCGGCCACCGUUAGUAACCGGACGAAGAAGCCGAGAGUGAGUGUUUUUCGGUUAAAGGGGAAGAGUUUGCCGGCUGUGCAGAGGAAAGUUCGAGUCCUUGGCCGGUUGGUUCCCGGCUGCCGGAAGCAACCUUUGCCGGUGAUUCUAGAAGAGGCUACAGAUUACAUAGCCGCUUUGGAGAUGCAAGUCCGAGCCAUGACCGCCAUAGCCGAGCUACUCUCUGGCUCGAGUUCCGGCGCCAGCUCAAGUUCUGCGCCACCAACCUGAUUUUUUCCUUUUUUUUAUUUUUAAUUUUAAAAAUCAGGUUGUAUUUUUCUUUUAAUUUGUCUAUCUUCCACUUCAGGUAAUUUUCUGUGUUAAAUACAAGGUAUCAUCAUCAUCAAAGUAAUCAUCUUUGAAAUAUGAGUUUGUAUAAUAACUGAAAUAUUCCAAUAUCCUUAUUUCUCCAAUUA